AUGCGCUCCUUCAUCGCCAUCGCGGCUCUAGCCAUUUCUGGCGCCGUCGCUAGUCCUUGCAAGCCUCGAACCACUGAGACUUCGGCAUCUGUCGCUUCAGAGACUUCAUCUGCUGCUCUUGAAGCUACGACUCUGCCUGCGCCUCCGGCUGAUUCUAUCAUCACCAAUACUUGUACGGGUGGUGGUCUGACGAGCCUCGAUCCUUUCGUCACUGACGGAGAUGUCACCCUUAACACUAACGAAGGCUAUAAUCCUGGCGGCGGAAGCUCUGACAAGAGCUGUGCUUCGCUUAGCGCCCAGGCAUCCCCGGGCGGUCGCAAGCGUCAGACUCUGGGGGAUAUUGCAGCGCUGAAGCAAUUGCUCACUGGCCUCAAUGUGCGAACUCAGUAUACCGUUCAGUUCUUCUACCUCGUCUUCACGCCUCCCCAAGCGACAACUUCCUGUGUUCUCGAGGCAUUUAUUGGUUCGCAAAAGUUCUUCACCACUGGCAUCUUCGCCAAUGGUGCUAGCAUUAGCUAUAACCAGGUCUUGGUCUCUACUUCUGCGCCAUCUACCCAGGGCUUCUUGAACAUCCAGACUACUUGCUCUGCUGGAGGUUCUGCGGUGGUGCUUGUUGAUUCUAUCUUUAUUUCUAACCAGGUUACUCCUGAGAACAUCAACGACUUCAGACUUGACUUUGGAGGAGGUGAUAUCCGUGAGCCGGUUAAUAGCCCUCCUACUACUCAGAUUGCUCCGACUACUCAGCGUGGGCCUGCUACCCAGACCUUUCCCGGUACUCAGGUUGGUCCUGCUACACAAACUCUUCCGGCUACCCAAUCUGAGCCUGCCACACAGAACGGCCCUGCCACCCAGACCUUUCCUGGUACUCAGCCUGGACCUGCUACCGAGACCGUCCCCGGUACCCAGCCGGGACCUGCUACCCAGUCUGAGCCUGCUACGCAGAAUGGCCCUUCUACUGCCACCAAUAUUCCUAAUCAAGGCCCUACCACCGCCUCUCAGAACCAGGGCACCGAGUCUACUCAACGAACCGUUAUCCCAACCGAGACUGCUGCCAACCCUAACCCCGCCACCACUCAGACAGUGAAUCCGGGCUUCCAGACCAGCACCACUGCAAAUGGCGGUGCCUCGACUGAAGCCAACUUUGCUUCCACCACGACUCGUCCCGACACCCAGCCUGCCACUCCCACUCCCGUCGGUUCCAAAACCACUACUGCCUUCGAUUCUGAUACUACCGUUGGUCCUCUCAACAACGCCGAGCCUGCUCAGGAUAACUGCGUCAGCACCAACCUGAUCCCCAACGGCGACUUUGAGUCUGCAUCGAGUGGAUGGCAGAUCUCUGGAAACGCUGGUAUCACCUACAACGGCCAGUUCGGUCCUCAAGCCCGUGCCAACAGCGGCAACCUCGCCAUGGCUCUCCACUGGCCUCAAAAGGACGGCGUCAAAGCCGGUUUCAAGCGCACCAUCACAGGCCUCACGCCCGGCCAGACAUACUAUCUCGGCUACGGCCACCACACGGGCAACGGCGCCCAUCUUCCCUACUACGAGUGUGACAUCCUCGUCAAGUUCGACGGUGUCAACUUUGAUGACUUUGAUCCUUUCUACGAUCCUAAUGCCUGGUGGCAGUACCGCAACCGCAUGAACUUUGUCACGCCUACGCAUUCUGACGUUGAGCUGUCGUUUGUUCUUACCUGCAAGAAUAACCCUGCUGCUUUUACGCUUCUUAUGGACGAUGUUUUCCUUUCUGCUUGUCAGAAAUAG
This is a messenger RNA of Fusarium subglutinans, 1758 nucleotides long. Its product is annotated as translation initiation factor IF-2. The transcript has 2 exons. The coding region runs from base 1 to 1758 and encodes 585 amino acids. The record is from RefSeq and is a predicted model, not a curated record. NCBI's taxonomy places the organism in Eukaryota, Fungi, Ascomycota, Sordariomycetes, Hypocreales, Nectriaceae.